AUGCCUCGGAGAAGACCCAGGAGGCGCUGGAAGGACUACGUCUCUUGGCUGGGCUGGGAACGCUUGGGGUCCCACCGGCAGAGCUGGAGGAAGUGUCUGGGCCGCGUAUCAGCAGCAGCAGCAGCAGUAAAAGCAGCAGCAGCAGAGGACACGGCACCACGCUGGAGAGAGCAGAGGAAACCCAGUAGUUUGAAUGGAGAGAAACAUGUGAAGACCUUUGGCCCAACCGACAAGUCAGCCUUCAAUAACAAAAAGGAGGUCUUGGCCUUUCUUCCUUUCAUCUGUUCUUUCUUCUUCCUCUGCGACUUCCUAUCUCCCACAACAAACAUGGAAUGGUCAAUAAAAAGAACUUUAUCACCCAAGUUUGGUUUGAUAGCUUCCCUAAUAAGUCUAUGGAUGUUAGCUUCUUCUUUCUGCCAUGGACAAACUUUCAAUAGUUUCCAUCCAGAACGCCGGGAUUGGGUCUUCAACCAUUUGACAGUCCACAGAUCAACAGGAGCGUUGUACAUCGGAGCGGUCAACCGUGUUUACAAGCUUUCCGGAAACUUAACUUUACUAGUCUCCCAUGACACCGGCCCCGAAGAUGACAACAAAGCAUGCUAUCCACCUCUUAUCGUUCAACCAUGCUCCGAACCGCUAGUCUCAACCAACAACGUCAACAAACUUCUUCUCAUCGAUUACUCCCAAAAUCGUCUGCUAGCUUGCGGUAGCUUAUAUCAAGGUGUAUGCAAGCUACUUCGACUUGACGAUCUCUUUAUCCUAGUUGAGCCAUCGCAUAAAAAAGAACACUACCUCUCUAGCGUUAACCAAACUGGGACCAUGUAUGGGGUAAUCGUGUCUUCGCAAGGCCAGGAUGGGACGCUCUUUAUCGGGACGGCGGUUGACGGAAAGCAAGACUACUUCCCAACCAUCUCCAGUCGGAAGUUGCCCCGUGAUCCUGAAUCUUCCGCUAUGCUUGACUACGAAUUGCAUACUGAUUUUGUGUCGUCACUGAUAAAAAUCCCAUCGGACACACUCGCGCUAGUCUCCCAUUUUGAUAUCUACUAUGUCUACGGAUUCUCAAGUGGUAGUUUUGUUUACUUCUUGACCGUCCAACCCGAGAUACCUGAAAAUAGCAUGUCUUCAAGUGGAUCUCCGAGCGAUCUGUUCUAUACUUCACGCAUUGUCAGGCUUUGCAAGGACGACCGCAAGUUCCACUCCUAUGUAUCCUUACCGAUCGGAUGUGUAAAGAAUGGGAUUGAGUACAGGCUCUUGCAGGCGGCCUACCUUGGAAAACCCGGUCGUGUUCUGGCAUCUUCGCUAAACAUCAGCGCUCAAGACGAUGUUCUCUUUACCAUUUUCUCUAAAGGCCAAAAACAGUUCCACCGCCCUCCAGAUGACUCAGCCCUCUGUAUCUUCACCAUCAAGGAUAUCAACGCUCGCAUCAAGGAGAGGCUGCAGUCCUGCUAUCAAGGAGAAGGCAACCUGGAGCUCAACUGGCUGCUCGGCAAGGACGUACAGUGCACCAAAGCGCCGGUGCCCAUCGACGACUCGUUCUGCGGCCUCGACAUAAACCAGCCUCUAGGGGGCUCCCAGCUGGUCACAGGUCACACUCUGUACACGGAGACCCGGGACCGCAUGACCUCCGUGACCUCUUACGUCUACAACGGCUUCUGCGUGGCAUUCGUCGGCACCAAGAGCGGACGCCUCAAGAAGAUUCGAGUGGAUGGCCCCCCACAUGGAGGUGUUCAGUAUGAAACCAUCUCGGUGAUAAAAGACGGCAGCCCGGUGCUCAGAGAUAUGGCGUUUUCUCUGGACCGUAACUACCUCUACGUCAUGUCCGAGAGACAGGUGACCCAGGUGCCAGUGGAGUCGUGUGAACAGUACAGCACGUGCGGAGAAUGCCUGAGCUCGGGGGACCCUCACUGCGGCUGGUGUGUCCUGCACAACAUCUGCUCCCAGAGGAGUCGUUGCGAGCGCGCAGACGAGCCGUACCGCUUCGCUGCGUCUCUGAACCAGUGCGUGAAGGCCACUGUCUACCCCGACAGCAUCGCAGUGUCCGAGCCCAGCGUACCUCUGUUGGUGAAGGUGAGCGAUGUUCCAGACCUCUCCGCUGGAAUCACCUGUUCCUUUGGUAACCUGACGGAGGUGGAGGGCCAGGUCAACGCCAAUCAGAUCCUGUGUGUAUCCCCUGCAGCUAAAGACGUGCCGCUCAUCCCCACUGACCAAGACUGGUCAGGAGUGGAACUGCGUCUAAACUCUAAGGAGACGGGACAGAUGCUGAUCAGCACCGAGGUCAAGUUCUACAACUGCAGCGUGCACCAACUGUGUCUGUCGUGUGUGAACAGUGCCUUCCGGUGCCACUGGUGCAAAUACAGAAACCUUUGCACCCACGACCCGUCCAGCUGCUCUUUCCAGGAGGGGAGGGUCAACGCUUCGGAGGACUGUCCUCAGCUAGUGCGCUCAGAGGAGAUCCUGAUCCCGGCUGGAGAAGUGAAGCCCAUCACCUUGAAGGCCAAGAACCUGCCCCAGCCUCAGUCUGGACAGAGAGGCUAUGAGUGUGUGCUCAACAUACAGGGAGUCAACCACAGAGUCACUGCUCUGCGCUUCAACUCGUCCAGCGUGCAGUGCCAGAACAGCUCGUAUCUCUACGAAGGCAUGAAAAUCAGUGAGCUGCCCGUGGACUUUUCCGUGGUGUGGAACGGCAACUUUAUUAUUGAUAACCCGGAGAACAUUCAAGUGCACCUGUACAAGUGCGCCGCUCAGAGGGACAGCUGCGGUCUGUGCCUGAAGGCCGACAGGAAGUUUGAGUGCGGCUGGUGCAGCGGGGAGGGGCGAUGUACCCUACGUCACCACUGUCCCCCCAUCAACCCCUACACCACCCGCUGGCUCAACAUGAACACUAAGAACGUCAAGUGCACCAACCCCCGCAUCACCGAGGUGACCCCGAUGGCAGGACCACCAGAGGGCGGCACUCGGGUGACCAUCCUCGGCACAAACCUGGGUCUGUCCUUCUCAGAUAUGGUCAACAACGUGGAAGUGGCCGGAGUCCGCUGCACCCCUGUGGAGGAUGGAUAUAUUGUUGCAGAACAGAUUGUGUGUGAGAUCUCCGCCGCCCCUCCGGACAGCAGGGCAGGGGCCGUACAGCUCUGUGUGGGAGACUGCAGACCUGAGCUGAGGGCGCGCUCCUCUCAGCUCUACUCAUUUGUGACCCCGACAGUGACCGGCCUCUCCCCGAGCAGAGGACCUGAAUCUGGAGGAACCAAAGUGACCAUCCUGGGAGAGCACCUGGGGGCCGGCAGCAGCGUCACCGUGCGCUUUGGGAACCAGACCUGCGAGUUCUUUGACCGCACCAUGACAGAAAUCGUGUGCUACAGCGCCCCCUCUCUGUCCGGCGUGGGUCCUGUUCAGAUCAGCGUCAGCGUGGACCGGGCGCAGAUCCGGGAGAGCCUGACCUUUGAAUACAUCGACGACCCCACGGUGCAGCGUAUAGAGCCGGACUGGAGCAUCGCCAGUGGCCACACGCCUCUCAUGGUAACAGGAACCAAUCUGGACGUCAUCCAAGAACCAAGAAUCCGAGUCAAGUACGCCGGCCGCGAGUCUGUCAAUGUGUGUAAAGUCCUGAACACCACGAGUAUGAGCUGUUUUGCCCCCUCCCUGCUGCCGGAGUACCUCCCCGGGCUCGACUCAGUGAAACACGCAGACGAGUUUGGAUUCAUCUUCAACAACGUCCAGGCUCUUUUAGUCUACAACAACACCAACCUCCUGUACUACCCCAACCCGUACUUUGAACCCCUCAGUACUUCUGGGGUCCUGGAGCAGAAGCCAGGGUCGCCCAUCAUUCUCAAGGGCAGAAACCUGGUGCCGUCGGCCUCUGGUGGCGUGAAGCUGAACUACACCGUCCUGAUCGGGGACACGCCCUGCUCCGUCACUGUGUCUGAGAGCCAGCUCCUGUGUGAACCGCCCAACCUCACCGGACAAUACAAAGUCAUGGUGCAGGUGGGUGGUCUCCACGUGUCCCCCGGCUCGGUCCACAUCAUGUCCGACUCUCUGCUCACUCUCCCGGCCAUCGUCAGCAUCGCGGCCGGAGGAGGGCUGCUCCUCAUCAUCGUCAUCCUCGUCCUCAUCGCCUACAAGCGCAAGUCCAGAGAAAAUGACCUUACACUCAAGAGGCUGCAGAUGCAAAUGGACAACUUGGAGUCCCGGGUCGCCCUGGAGUGCAAAGAAGCGUUUGCGGAGCUGCAGACGGACAUAAACGAGCUGACCAGUGACUUGGACCGGGCGGGUAUCCCAUAUCUGGACUAUAGGACGUACGCCAUGAGGGUCCUGUUCCCUGGCAUCGAAGACCAUCCCGUCCUGAGGGAGCUCGAGGUGUCAGGAAACGGCCAGCUUCACGUGGAGAAGGCCCUGAAGGUUUUCGGUCAGCUCAUCAACAACAAAGUGUUCCUGUUGACUUUUAUCCGAACUUUGGAGAUGCAGCGUUCGUUCUCGAUGCGGGACAGAGGCAACGUGGCUUCCCUCAUCAUGACCGCUCUGCAGGGCCGACUGGAGUACGCCACCGAUGUCCUCAAACACCUGCUGUCCGACCUCAUAGACCGUAACCUGGAGAGCAAGAAUCACCCCAAACUGCUCCUGCGCAGGACGGAGUCGGUUGCGGAGAAGAUGCUCACCAACUGGUUUGCUUUCCUCCUUCACAAGUUCCUCAAGGACUGUGCUGGGGAGCCUCUCUUCAUGCUGUACUGCGCCAUCAAGCAGCAGAUGGAGAAGGGGCCGAUCGACGCCAUCACCGGAGAAGCCCGCUACUCCCUGAGCGAAGACAAGCUCAUCCGCCAGCAAAUCGAAUACAAGACACUGAUUCUGAAUUGUGUGAAUCCGGACAAUGAGAACAGCCCUGAGAUCCCGGUGAAAGUGUUGAACUGUGACACCAUCACUCAGGUCAAAGAGAAGAUACUGGAUGCAGUCUACAAGAACAUGCCAUACUCCCAGAGGCCGCGUGCUGUCGACAUGGACCUGGAGUGGCGUCAGGGGAGAAUGGCCCGUGUAGUUCUGCAGGACGAGGACAUCACCACCAAGAUCGAAAACGACUGGAAACGCCUCAACACGCUAAUGCACUACCAGGUGUCCGAUCGCUGUGUUGUGGCCCUAGUUCCCAAACAGACCUCCUCCUAUAACAUCCCAUCCUCGGCCAGCAUGUCCCGCUCCUCCAUCAGCAGAUACGAUUCCUCGUUCCGUUACACGGGCAGUCCUGACAGUAUGCGGUCCCGAGCUCCCAUGAUCACCCCAGACCUGGAGAGCGGGGUGAAGGUGUGGCAUCUGGUGAAGAACCACGAGCACGGAGACCAGAAGGAGGGGGACCGCGGCAGCAAGAUGGUGUCUGAGAUCUACCUCACCAGACUGCUCGCUACUAAGGGUACACUGCAGAAGUUUGUGGAUGACUUGUUUGAGACGUUGUUCAGCACGGUGCACAGAGGAAGCACGCUCCCAUUGGCCAUCAAAUACAUGUUUGACUUCCUGGACGAGCAGGCGGACAGACACGGCAUCCAUGACACUGAUGUGCGACACACGUGGAAGAGCAACUGCCUCCCAUUGCGUUUCUGGGUGAAUGUGAUCAAAAACCCUCAGUUUGUGUUUGACAUCCAUAAGAGCAGUAUCACAGACGCCUGCCUCUCUGUGGUCGCUCAGACGUUCAUGGACUCCUGCUCCACCUCCGAGCACCGUUUGGGCAAAGACUCGCCCUCCAACAAGCUGCUCUACGCUAAAGACAUCCCCCAUUACAAGAGCUGGGUGGAGAGGUACUACGCAGACAUAAACCGUCUGCCUGCCAUCAGUGAUCAGGACAUGAACGCGUAUUUGGCAGAACAGGCCCGACUCCACUCCUGCGACUUCAACAUGCUCAGCGCUCUGAACGAGAUCUACUCCUACGUCAGCAAAUACAGUGAAGAGAUCACCGCUGCUCUGGAACAAGACGAAACAGCGAGGAAGCAGCGUCUGGCCUACAAGGUGGACCAGCUCAUCUCAGCCAUGUCCCUGGAGAGCUGAGAGCGCCCCCUGCAGUCCAGUAGAAACUCUCACAUUAUACCUCUUCAUCGCGGUGCAGUACGAACUUAAAACAUGGAACUUACAAGCAGAUAGACUCCAAUGACAACGCCUGCUUUCGCUCUUCCUACGACGGUACCAGCUAUUUUAACGCCUAGAGACCGGACUAGCGCUUCACCUGCUGAUCGCGGAAGGAAGGAAUGUCUCAACGCAACUUUUAUUUAUUUAUUUGUUCCGAUAUUUUGAGGAAAACCGUGUGCGUGUGUGCGUGAGUGUGCAUGAAGAAAACUCCGACGACAUAUUUAUUCCCUACUUGGAUUGCAAAAAGAUGAGAAGUUGAUGAUCGUAAAGGAGAUUUUAUUUUUGUACUUGGACAUGAGUUGCAGCCUCUGUAAACUGCGCAAAGAGUGAUACCGGUUGCGUUGCGUUUCGUUUCUAUCCAAGAAUCGGGCCUGUAUAGGAA
This is a messenger RNA of Periophthalmus magnuspinnatus, 6478 nucleotides long. It is a transcript of the gene plxna2, whose product is annotated as plexin A2. The record is from RefSeq and is a predicted model, not a curated record. The coding region runs from base 1 to 6018 and encodes 2005 amino acids. Gene Ontology annotation, cellular component: semaphorin receptor complex. Gene Ontology annotation, molecular function: semaphorin receptor activity; protein binding. NCBI's taxonomy places the organism in Eukaryota, Metazoa, Chordata, Actinopteri, Gobiiformes, Gobiidae. Gene Ontology annotation, biological process: positive regulation of axonogenesis; negative regulation of cell adhesion; regulation of cell shape. The transcript is spliced from 33 exons.